AUGGCAGCGGAGGGGUCGUCCCUGGCGGACCUCUGCCACGAAAUGACUUGCCCCAUCUGCCUGGACUAUUUCCAGGAGCCGGUGAUGCUCGACUGCGGGCACAAUUUCUGCCGCGCCUGCCUGGCCCGGUGCUGGGGGGAGCCCCGCCCGGGCGCCUUUUGCCCCCAGUGCCGAGAAGCGUGCCAGCCAAGGGGCUUCAGGCCGAACCGGCAGCUGGCCAACGUGGUGGGCAUCGCCCAGAAGCUCCAGGAGGGGGGUCCAGGGGCGGCGGGGCGGUGGGGAGCGUGCCAGGAGCACCGGGAGCCCCUCAAGCUCUUCUGCCACCACGACCAAGCCCCCAUCUGCGUGGUGUGCGACCGAUCCGAAGCGCACCAGGCGCAUCGGGUGGUUCCUGCCGAAGAAGCUGCCCGGGAAUAUAAGGAAAAAAUCAAAAUCCAGCUGAAGUCUCUGGAAAAAAAGAGAGAACGGUUUAUGGAUUGGAAAGAGACUCAAGAGUCGAGAAGUCAGGAAUGUAUGUUGGAAGAAGAGAAGCAGAAGGUCAGGUCAGCCAUUGGAAAGAUGCGUAAGAUUCUUGAGGAAAAAGAGCAAGCCUGGCUGUCCCAGCUGGAAGAGAUGGAGAAAGAGAUGAAGGAGAGGAAGGAAGAAAAUGUCAGGCGACUGUCUGAGGAGAUUUCCCAUCUCAGUCGCUUGAUCACAGAAAUGGAGGGGAAGUGCCAACAGCCAUCAAAUGAAUUCCUGCAGGACCUCCAGUGUACCUUGAAUAGGUAUAAGAAAGAACAAGUGGAGCAUGCUGGGGGCCUUUUUUCCUGGUUGGAACGGAGACUUACAACUUGCUCGCAGAAGAGUUCUGCUCUGGGAAGGGCUGUAGAGAAAUGUGCAGAGUCUCUGGAAGAAGCCCUGAAGAAAGAAAGUUUGGAGGCUCUGGAUCAAGCUUUAAACAAAGGAUCGCUGAAACGAAUGCGACACAGAGCGGAUGUGAUUCUGGAUCCCGACACAGCACAUCCUCAGCUCGUCGUGUCUCCAGAUCUGAGGAGUGUGAGAUGGGGAGGCAAAAAACAAGACCUUCUGGACAACCCUGGGCGAUUUGAGAAUAUGUUCAGUGUACUAGGCCAUGGACAGUUCUCUUCAGGAAAACACUGGUGGGAAGUGGAGGUGGAAGUGGAGGAAAUGGAGGCGGAGAAGGCGAGGGCGCUGUGGGCUGUGGGCGUGGCGCCGGAUUCGGUGGUGAGAAAGGGAGUGAGGACAGUCCCUACUCCGGAAGAGGGGUUCUUGGUUGUGGGGAAGCUGUUUGCUGGUUCUUUCUCAUCUGGUCAACUCAAGGCUUUCACUUCCCCUAACUGGACCACUUUGACCCUGAGCCAAGAGCCCAGGAAGAUCCGGGUGUCCCUGGACUACGAAGAGAGGUGUGUAGAAUUUUUUGAUGCUGAUACAGACGAUUUGAUUUUCACUUUCCCUUCAGCGUCGUUCUCUGGGGAGAUAAUCCGCCCCUUUUUCUUUUUGGCUGGGAACAUCAGAAUGAAUUGCUGA
Molecule: messenger RNA, 1527 nt
Organism: Euleptes europaea (tarantolino)
Lineage: Eukaryota; Metazoa; Chordata; Lepidosauria; Squamata; Sphaerodactylidae
Product: zinc finger protein RFP-like
Exons: 9
Coding region: 1-1527 (508 amino acids)
Molecular function (GO): zinc ion binding; protein binding
Source: RefSeq, a predicted model, not a curated record